UCAUGGUGACACGUGGCUACAAAACAAUGUUGAAAUGUUUCUCAAUUAAUAUAUAAGGGAUCUAAGUGUAAUUGGUAAAAAAGAAAGCAAAAAUUAUUUUCUAACGACACAUCACUUGUAAUUUAACAUUUAUCAAAUUUAUACGUGAAAAUCCAUUUGAUAUUAUCUAAUCUACUCUAAUAAUUUAAAAUCUUAUUUUUAUCUACCUAUAUAAUUUUUAAAUGGUCCAACUACUUAUUAUAAUAUGGUCACAUUUACCUAUUAAUUUUUCAAAAUUACAUAUAUGUUUCUUCAUAUAAUAGGAUAUCAAUUAAUUAAACCAUCAUCUUACCAUCUUUAUUAUUAUUUUCAGGCUUUUUUGAACAUAAAAAUAUAGUUUACCAAAACAUAUAUAAUACAAGUACAACUAUCCCUUAUAUAUUAAAUCACAAGUCACUUGAACAAUCAAAAUUUGACAUGUGUCAUAUUUUUAGAAAAAUAAAUAAAAAUAAUAAUAAUUGAAAACAUGUCAUUCAUCCUUUUCUACAACUCCAAAUAAAAUUCCUAAAUUUCCUCAAAAAUCCAUCCCACGUUCAAAAGUUUCAAACUGUUAUUUUUCUUUCUAUAUAAUUUUCUGUCUACCAAUUAGUUCUUUCUUCAUCAUCUCUCUCUUACUCUCUCUUUUUUUCAUUUCGUUUGUUUGUUUGUUUCUUUUUAGAUAUGUAACUGUAACAGCAAAACCUAUGCAAAUUUAUAAUUGAUUUUGUUUUGUAUCUGAGAUGUCAAUUGAAUCAGGCUAAUGUUUUCAAUGCAGAAUGGAAAAAUUAAAAUUCAUCAGUAACCAAGGUAAUGAAGUAUAUUCAAUUCUUUUAUCAGCAAAUUACUUAUUUACUCUCUAAAAGAUUCAUCAUUAGCUUCACUUUGGUUCCAAAUGAGAUUAUGUCUUUCAUUUGUUCAAUUUUCCACCUCUGAUGUAAGAACUUUUAAAUGGUAUCUCUUUUGAAGGGAAAAAAAUAAAAAAAGUUAAAAAAGAAGAAGAAAUAAAAGAAAUAUUCAGGAAAAACUUAUUUACAUAUAAUUGUAUUUGAAUUGUUUGAAAAACAUGUGCAUCUACGGUCACCAUUAUCCUAUUUAUUGUUUAAAUAAAAAAUUUAAAUUGUCAGAGAAACAAAUUGUAAUCAUAAAAAUCAAAUUUUAUUCUCAAUAUUUUUGGAAAAUAAUUGUAAACAUAUAACCAUUUAAAAUAAUAUCAUUUUUGUUUGACCCUCUCCGUUUCAACCUAUUUUUUUAAAUUUGAAUGCUGUGUUAUUCAGGUUCAUAAAAUAUUUGACAGAAAACAAUUUAAUUCUGAGUGAAAAUUAUAACAUGAUCAAAUAAUUUUGAAGACAAUAAAACUGAUCCGUGCUUAACACGGGCAUUGAUACUAGUUUAUUGUUUAAAUAAAAAUAUAUUAUACGUUUUUCUUUUUCUGUUUGUUGUUGUAGUUUAAUGGUGUAAAUAAAAAAUUAUUUUGUUCUUUGUUUUGUAGUUUUAAAAGUGUAACUGAAAUUCUUAAAAAAAUAAAAGAAAAACGCAAUUGAAAAAAACUUAAUGCAUAAAAAGAAAAAAAAAUUCCGUUUUGUAAUUGAAUUUUAUAUAUUUCUAUAUAAAAUAAAAACUUAGAUAAAACAAAAAUUCCUUAUAUUUCUCCCAGUACUUCAUGAUCGCAUGAUUUUCAAAACUGUUAAUCUUCUUCCUGUAGGGGAGGUUAGACUCACGAUCCUAUUCUUAAAAAUAAUUUCUACCUGCAUCAAUAUACUAACCUAAAUUUUUAUAACGGCUCCAUUGACUCUUCCCGUGAAUGAGUGAUGAAAUUUCAAUUUUAGCGGGUAAACAUAAUUUGUGGUUAUUGGAAAAUCAUAAUUUUGCAAUUUUUGGGAAAACGUGAUUUUGGUUUUGGCAGAAAAUCUGAUUUAGUGGUUUUGAUGGAAGAACUUGAUUUAGCUAUUUUGAUGUGGAAAAGAGAUGUUAUGGUUUUAGCGGGAAACCAAAUGUUGCAGUUUAAGUUGGAAUUUUUUUUUUUUUUUUUUGUUUGGUGAAAAACGAUUUUGUGGUUUUGGCUAAAACGUGAUUUUGGCAAACAAACAUGAUUUUGUGUUUUUGACGAGAAAACCUAAUUUUUCAGUUUUGAUUAGAAAACAUAAUUUUCCAGUUUUGAUUAGAAAACAUAUUUUUUCAGUUUGACAGAAAACGUUGUUUUGCGGUUUAACGUAAAAACUUGAAUUGUGGUUUUGAUGGAAAAACCAAUUUGUGAGUGGACUAAGUAAAUCAUAAGUAUAAAAAGACAAAUGAAACGUUACGAUCUCUAACGAUCAAUGACUGGACGCUGUUCUACUUGUUUUCACAUUAUGAACUUACAAAGUGUCUUAUAAUCAAUCCGGUAAUAUACAAUCAAAGUGUCUUGUUUAGUGGGAAAAUUUGAUUUAGCGGAUUGACGAGAAAACCUAAUUUUGCAUCUUUGGUGAUUUUGGUGAGAAAAACAUUUGUGAUUAGUGAGAGAUUUUGUAAUUUAAUUAAAUAUUUCUCAGAUUUUAAUAUUGUAGGUUGAGUUGGUCACUAACUCACUAUAGUUAAGAGGAAAUCAAACUUGUGUUAAUUGUGGAAAAUGUUCUAAGAUGUAAUUAGUAAGUGUAAAAGUGAUCUAGUGUGUAAAUCUUUUUUACUAGAAUUAUAUAAAAAAUAAAAUAAGACUGGCGUUUAUUAUUAUUCUUUAGCGUUUGCCUUUGUAAAUUAUCGAAAAAUAAUUGAGAAAAUUGCCAAAAAAGAACAAAAAAACAACAUAGUUGUCCCUAUGGUAUAAAUCCAACAUUAAGUUGUCCCUAUAGUAUAAUGUUUUCCAUAAUGCCAAAAGUAACCUUUGAUUAAUCACAUUAAACAUAAUUAAUUAGAUUUUUUUUUAAAAUGAAAAAAGGUUGGUUUAAUAUAGUUGCCAAAAGGGGAAAUUUUUUUUUAAAAAAGGGAUCUAAACAUAGCUUCCCCUACCUCCCGUAACCUUAACAUCGAUCUCUCCGACUCUCUCUUUCAUGGCGAGCAAGAUGGUGAUUGUGUCUUCUCCGUUGUGUUUUCUCCGGUGAAAUCAACGAAGACUGCAGCCACCGGUGGAACCCCUUUCUCUUCUCCUACAGACCGAAGACAAACGCAAAGGAGAUUUCAGUGCUUCUCUCUCCACCUCUCCGUGUCUCCGCUUCUCUCCGCCUCUCUCCGCUUCUCUCUUCCUCUCUCCGCCUCUCGCCUCCUCUCCGCCUCUCCCGUUCUCUCCGCCUCUCCGCUACUCUCUGCAUCUCCGCUUCUCUCCACCUCUCCGCCACUCUCUUUCUCUGAAAUCAUGUUGAGCUAAGGUAUUAUGUCCGAACUUUAUCUUUCUUCAUUUCAUGUUCCUCGAUCCGGUUAUUGUUUGAUGUGUCUAUGUGUUUGUGAAUUGAUUUUGUUUGAUAUGGUUUGGUUAAUUGAUUUUGUUUGUAAACAAAAAGAUAGUCUUUGUGUUUCUGAGUUUUGAAUUUGGUUUUGUUCUUGUGUUUGUCUCUGUUUCACUGCAAAGUUUGUUUCUUUGACUUGAAAGAAUAUGUUCUGUAAAACUGAAGGAGAAGAGCUUACCUGAUUUGUGAAUUGUCAUAGUUUGCUACUAUCUAAUUAUAUGAACCAAUUAUGUUUCUGACUUAUGGUUUUGGUUCAUUUCAUGAUUCGUUUCACUAAAAUCAUUUUGUUGUCUUUUGUAGAUAUGGAGUUAGAGCUACCUAAGCGACUGUAUGCAGAGGGUUUGAAACCUCAGGUCAAGAAGAUCAACAAUUGCUGCCGCAUGGAACUUAUCAGGGAUCUGAAGAAAGCCAUGUCUGCAGAGUACAAUGAUGUGAAGAUAGAUCCUGUUUUCAAACAUAUCAUGGCUAUUGCGGAUAACAAGCUCGGUUUUUCAGGAAAAUUGGUGGAUAGUUUCUUGGGUAAGCAGCUGAUUACCUCGAAGAUGCAUGAGAAGUGGUUUGUCUUUGCGAGGAUGCCUCUCCAGUUUUCGCUUCAGGAGUACCAUGCUGUGACAGGCCUCAAAGUUUCUCGGGAAAGCAGCAGUGACGUAGUAACAUGGAAAAAUGACGGGGGGUUUUGGAGUAACCUACUAAGGUCUGGUGAUAAGAUCACCUUGAAGUCGAUCCGAAAGGUGCAUCUAAAAGAAGUUCACAAGUGGACACGGAUUGAUAGAAUGAGGUUGAUCUACCUGUGUGUGAUAAUGGGUGUGGUGAUGGGGAGAGAUGAGAAGGUGAACAUCCCUUAUAUGUACAUCAAGUUGGUGAUGGAUCUUGACAAGCUCCAGAAGUUCCAUUGGAGUCUUCACUCGUAUGACUUCCUGCUAAGUUCCAUUGAGAAGGCUAGGAAGAAGUUGGGUAAGAAGGACAGCUACAUUUUUGAGGGUUUCUCAUAUGCUCUCCAGAUUUGGAUUAUGGAAGCAAUUCCUGAUUUUGGAGAAAUAUGUGGGAGACACGUCUCUUGCAGCUUCAUCGGUCCAAGGUGUGGCAAUUGGAAAGGAGUUGCAAACGUUUCUUACGAAGACAUCAUUGAGCUUGAGGACUCCUUAACUAAGAAGGUAACUAUCUCACAUUGUUUUCUUAUAUAUGGUUGUUGUAUAAAAUUUGUAUAGCUUUUAAUGUUUUAACUGUUUUACAGGGUGACUUGUUCUCGGUUAUUUCAGUGACUGGUAAUGGUGAUAUGUUUCAGCAUGUUGACUAUACAAGGAAGGGUGAGAUGGAAGAUGAACGAGUGGACCUUCUUCAAGAUAGGAUCAGACAGAAGUUUGAUUGGAGCUCCACAUAAUGGCCAGUUUUAGAGCCUGGAGUGACUGAAAUGGAGGAAGCCGACAGCCAGGAUAGAGGGUCAGCAGCUGAUAAGAAUGUGGCUGAUACUGAUGUUUUAGCAGAGGAGGAGACCUCUUCGGUCACAGUUGCAAGAAAAGGCAAGAGAAAGGUUCUUGAUGAAGGAGCAGUGACAAAAAAGAAGAAGUUGUUGUGUAAACGAUCUGCAAUGAAUAUUUGAGGAAGUUAGAAUACUUUUAGAAUAUUUUGACGCGAAAUAGCACCGUUUUCAUAAAAAUGUGAAUUUUAUUAUCAUUGACAGUGUGAAAACACAUUUUAGGAAGUUAGAAUAUUUUUAGAAUAUUUUUAAACUGCAACUUCCUUAAUUUUUGAAAAAACAGUUUUUUUUUAUCCAUAGAAGGCACUUUCUACACUAUGUAAAACAUAACAAAAUUCCAGAAUUUAAUUUCUACACUAUGUGAACGUUCGUGUAUAGUUUAGAUUUUGCAUUCCUGAUAACUUAGAAUACUCCAUAAAAGUAAAAACAUCGUUCUAAAUAAAAGUAGCGAUCAUUACAAAUAGUAGAAUUUAUAUUUCCCAUAUUUAGAAUUAUAGUAAAAAGUAGUUUGUACGUUCUAAAAAAAGUAGAUGGAUAUGUUCGUUCUAGAAUUCAUUUUCUACUCAUCCGUUUUGUGUAGAAGCGGAAUUCUACUUUAGUAGAACGUAAUUUGAAAACAUUAUUUAUUAUGUUUUUUAACCCUAAAAAAAUAUGUGUUUGUAUAAAUGGAUGUUUUAUUAAUUUUUUAUAUUUUUAAUAAUUUUUUUUUAUUCUUAAAACUAUUUAUUUCAUUAAUUUUAACAUAUGAAAAGAGUAAAAGGGAGAAAAAAUGGUAAAUAAUGGAUUUAUACCAUAAAGACAACUGU
Messenger RNA from Brassica napus (rape), 5717 nucleotides. RefSeq lists its product as uncharacterized. NCBI's taxonomy places the organism in Eukaryota, Viridiplantae, Streptophyta, Magnoliopsida, Brassicales, Brassicaceae. Bases 3677 to 4642 code for a protein of 321 amino acids. The record is from RefSeq and is a predicted model, not a curated record. The transcript is spliced from 2 exons.